Molecule: messenger RNA, 1046 nt
Organism: Prosopis cineraria
Lineage: Eukaryota; Viridiplantae; Streptophyta; Magnoliopsida; Fabales; Fabaceae
Product: cytochrome c oxidase subunit 6b-1-like
Exons: 5
Coding region: 246-806 (186 amino acids)
Cellular component (GO): respiratory chain complex IV; mitochondrion
Source: RefSeq, a predicted model, not a curated record
AUCGGGUCAUGGAGCUCGGUCUGGCGUAGUCUCGAUGUUUCGGGUGUUACAAUGGCAACGCGGGCUCCAUACGCGCCGCUCUCGACCGAGGCAGUAGCUGGGUAAAUUUUUGACCUUUGACCUCAACUCCCUAACCCCAGUCCGGUCCGAAAAUUGAUUCUCUAAUCUACCCGCGUCUUCCACUCCUCUUUGUUUUGGCCGCCUCCUCCCUUACCUCUUUACUGCGGGUCGUCCCUCCUUCAUCAAUGGCGGAAGCUACGGCAGAAAAAUCCUCUUCUCUUGCCGAGCAAUAUUUUGUGAAAGAAAAAGAGGAGAAAACAGAGACAAGCACAAAACCCUUGGAAGUCAAAGAAGUUGAAGUCCCCAAGGAGAUGGCUUCUCAAGAAGCUGUUGCUGAGAAGACUGUGGAAGCAGCCACUGCAGCUGCCUCUUUAGUUAAUGAGGAAAGCAUUGAACUUGCUCCAGCUGCUGAAGAAAGCGCUGAGCUGGACUCUGAUUCUUCUGAAGGAAGCAUCAAUGCAACUACAGAGCAAAGCAGUGAAAAGACAGAUGAACCAGAAGCAGCAGAAGAAACCCCAGAAAUUAAGCUUGAGACUGCUCCAGCUGAUUUCCGCUUCCCAACUACAAAUCAAACAAGGCAUUGCUUUACUCGAUAUGUUGAGUAUCACCGAUGCAUAGCUGCAAAAGGGGAAGGUGCCCCAGAAUGUGACAAGUUUGCAAAAUAUUACCGGUCUCUUUGCCCUGGGGAAUGGAUUGACAGAUGGAAUGAGCAAAGGGAGAACGGAACAUUCCCUGGUCCUCUGUAGGAUGUUUCUUCCCUGAAAUUAUCUACACAAGUUACCUGCUAGUGCUACUGUCACAUUCAAAUUGCUGUUCGGCUCCACAUAAAAAAUUCUGCUGAGAUAUAAAAACUCUCGACCCCACGGGGCAUGCUGAAUGUUAUACACUCGAUCAAUAAGAAAUUUUGACUAUAUAUUUGAAGUACCUUGAGUUCGAAUACGGAUGCUUUCAUUGCUUAUAAAGGAUCGAUUUCCUGUUUUGAAUAA